Messenger RNA from Monodelphis domestica (gray short-tailed opossum), 2466 nucleotides. Lineage: Eukaryota; Metazoa; Chordata; Mammalia; Didelphimorphia; Didelphidae. The record is from RefSeq and is a predicted model, not a curated record.
GUCCUGCAGGAAGACCUGGACUUCCGGGAGACAAAGGCGCCCUUGGGAUCCCGGGACGAGUGGGACUCAAGGGCCAACCAGGAGAGAAGGGAGCCCCAGGAGAUGCCGGAAUGUCCAUCAUUGGUCCCCGUGGUCCCCCGGGUCAGCCAGGCACAAGAGGUUUCCCUGGAUUUCCGGGCCCCAUCGGCUUGGAUGGCAAACCGGGUUAUCCUGGACCGAAGGGAGAGAUGGGUCUCUCAGGUCCCAAAGGACAACCGGGACCCCCAGGUCAAAAAGGAGAAAAGGGUCAGUGUGGUGACUACCCCCACCGGCUGCUGCCUCUUCUCAAUUCGGUGCGGCUAGCGCCUCCCCCAGUCAUAAAAAGACGCACCUUUCAGGGUGAACAGGGACAAGCAGGCAUCCAAGGCCCCCCUGGGCCACCUGGUCCCCCUGGACCUGCUGGACCUAUUGGACCUCUGGGUAACCCAGGAGAGCCAGGGCCCAUGGGACCACCUGGCAGAGCAGGAGAGCCAGGGAAGCCAGGCAAGGAUGGAAAGGGCUUACCUGGAUCUCCUGGACCAAAGGGAGACCCUGGAAUUCAGGGAUAUCACGGACGAAAGGGGGAGAGGGGCAUGCCCGGGAUGCCAGGAAGGCCAGGACCUAAGGGGGCUCCAGGGACAGCUGCCUUCGGGAUGAAGGGAGAGCCUGGAGCUGCGGGAAUGCCAGGGCCCCCAGGUUUGCCAGGGAAGAGGGGGCAGAGGGGUGAGAAGGGAAGUGCUGGCACCCCUGGCCUGCCUGGAUUCCUGGGCCAGAAGGGAGAGAAAGGGGAUGCAGGCAAUGGCAUUGGAGGCGGCCGAGGGGAGCCAGGGCCCCCAGGAAUACCAGGACCACCAGGACCAAAGGGAGAAGCUGGCACCAGUGGUCAGACUGGGCCUCCUGGGAGGCCAGGAGACAAGGGGGAAAUCGGAGCACCUGGAGAACAGGGACCCAUUGGCCCAAAGGGUGUCAAAGGAGAGCCAGGCAAAGGAGAAAUGGUGGAUUACAAUGGAAAUAUCAAUGAAGCUCUCCAGGAGAUCCGCACUUUGGCCUUGAUGGGACCCCCCGGACUCCCAGGACAAACUGGCCCACCAGGAGCUCCUGGUGUACCAGGACAAAAGGGGGAAAUUGGUCUGCCAGGUCCUCCAGGACAUGAUGGGGAAAAGGGACCUCGAGGCAAACCAGGAGAGGUCGGGCUCCCUGGUCCCCAAGGGCCACAAGGAAAGGAUGGACCUCCAGGGCUAAAAGGAGAAAAAGGAAAUGUGGGGACACCUGGGGAGAAAGGGGAGGCAGGACAAGUUGGUUCCCCGGGUCUUGAUGGCCCCACCGGAGAAAAAGGAGAACCAGGUGACCAAGGGAGACCAGGAGCCACAGGACUGCCCGGCCCAAUUGGGCUCCCGGGAUUUACAGGAGAGAAAGGAGAACCUGGAGAGAAGGGAGAUCCAGGAGCAGCGGUAUCUGGACCACCAGGGCCAGAGGGUCCCCCAGGACCUACAGGUCUCCAAGGUGUUCCUGGACCAAAGGGGGAAGCUGGACGUGAUGGAAUGAAAGGAGAGAAGGGUGUCCAGGGAGAAAAAGGAGACCGAGGUCCAUUGGGAUUGCCUGGUGCUUCAGGUUUGGACGGCAGGCCUGGGCCACCGGGUACUCCAGGACCAGUUGGAGUCCCAGGCCCAGCAGGACCAAAAGGGGAAAGGGGCAGCAAAGGAGACCCUGGGAUCACAGGACCAAUGGGAGCAGCUGGGCUUCCUGGUUUGCAUGGACCACCCGGUGACAAAGGAAAUCGGGGGGAGAGGGGGAAGAAAGGCUCUAGGGGGCCUAAAGGGGAUAAGGGAGACCAAGGAGCGCCUGGAUUAGAUGCCCCCUGCCCAUUGGGACAUCGAGGUUUUAAAGGAGAGAAGGGGGAGCCGGGGUUACCAGGGCUGGACGGACUGGAUGCCCCAUGCCCAUUGGGGGAAGAUGGCUUGCCAGUCCAGGGCUGCUGGAAUAAGUGAUGGCCCUAACCUUGGAUUGGCUGUGUGUGUGUUUGUACAUAGGAUAUUUAUUUUUAUACAGUUUUCUCUUUUUGGAAAUGCCAGACGUUAUGGUGCAUCUUUUACAGAUUAUCCCCCACCAAAAAAAGCACCCUGCAUUUUUGUACAGAAAUUAUCGAACAUUCCAUCCCCCUUCCUGUCUCCAAGAUUUGUUGGUAUAAUUCUUUGUCCAUGACGCACGUUUUGUUUGUGAGCACAGCUGCAAUGUUUGCAUGAUAUUUGUGCACCCUCGUUAACUUUGGAGUUUUAAUAAAUUAUUGCAUUACCGUGCCAAAGGGAGCUGUCCAGCACCAAAGUGCUGGUUGGUUCAUGAGUGAGUCCAGAGAAAUAAUAUGAAGGUCAAUGGUAUUUGCCAAGCUGGGCAUGCCUGAGAAUAUUUUAAACGUGUGGAUUUUUCAUUAUUAAAAAUGGAAGAUGAUAA